Molecule: messenger RNA, 1179 nt
Organism: Neurospora crassa OR74A
Lineage: Eukaryota; Fungi; Ascomycota; Sordariomycetes; Sordariales; Sordariaceae
Exons: 2
Coding region: 56-1021 (321 amino acids)
Source: RefSeq, a predicted model, not a curated record
UGAAAAUACUUACUUGAAUCUUUAAGGCAAGAAGGAGACCGGGAGGCCAGUUGUGAUGGCGCCCACGGGGGACGAGACCUACAUCGAUGGCCGCUUCACCGAAGAUGACGGCCAGUUCAUUCCCGCAUUGGGAGGAUCCUCCCCGCCGCCCGCAUACGAUGUGGCAGUGGCUGAGAGAGUUCAUCGAGCUCCAGCUUCCCAUCGUCUGGAUCAGAAUCCUCAAAUUAUUCCUGCUUUUCCAACGCCUCAGUAUGGGACUCAAGACCAGGGACACAUCAGCUCCUUCUCCCCCAAUUUCGCCCACGGCGGAUAUGCGGCCGUGAUUUCUGGGACUGGAAUGGCUGAGAUGGCUUGGGCACCGGGUCUAAUCGUCCAGGGGCCAAGCCCCCCGCCAUCACAUCAUUCAGCACAGUCAGUUCAGGUCAGCCACAAUCCGAGCACUCUUUCAUCGCCCAUUCUUAAUUCACCCGCUCAACAAUCGACAAAAUCUACAGCACCCACGAAUUCCAAAGAUACAUGGACUCCGGAGCAGAAUCGAUUCAUCCUCCGGCUCGACAAAGUCGAAGGAAAAUCCCUUCAGGAAAUCUCCGAUGCUCUCAAGCAUGUGUUCCACGUGGAGAGAGAUGCCGACACGAUUGCGAGACAACUAGCAUUUUUGCGGGCAAGAGGCAAAGCGUGGAGUGACGACCAACUCAAACAAGCAAUAGCAAAGACCAUACAACAGCUAAGCACAACAAUGUUUCAAGAACAGCUGUCUGUUACAGAAAACUUGGGCAGCAUUCAACAACCUGACAGCACUACAACCUCCACCGACACCCCCACUGCAAUAAAUGACGAGCAACUGGCUGAUGUUGGGUUGGCUGUGCGUCUGGAGCUGGAGCAGAGGCUAAGGGGCAGUUUAGUCGGUGCCAAUUUGGAGCAGAGAAUGUUGAGUGAGCAGAGGGAGCGGAAUGCCGAGUACAACGCUAUGAUGACGAUGGAUUUUGGAAAGGACUCAAUUGAGGAUUAUGAGAUUAUUUGAGAUCGUGACCGGGGGUUUGAUUUCCUUUUUUUUUUUUCUGGUUCCGAUUCGAUUCCUUUCUUGCUCUCGCUUUUUGUCUUGAUGGCUCUUUCUUUUCUACCUACUCCUUGUAGUUAUUGCUGUGUUUUUUUUUUCUUCAUGAUAGUUAGAGAUCACGC